CUGGGGGGACGCAGGACCCCGCCCGCCCGCUUGCUGGCGUUUGCGUUCUGUCUGCUCAAUUCCCGCUGUGUUCGUGUUCCGUUCGCGCUCCGAGUGUCUGUUCUUGCCGCUCGGGCCGCUUGGGCGCGUGGAGACGGGGCGAGCUCGCUGGUCGACUUCGCAGUCGUACCCGUUCUUUCCCUUCCUCCACCCCCACACUGCAGCCAUGUUUGUGCCUUGCGUGGAGCCGGCGCCCGAGCUCACGGGCUUCACCCUCUUGAUGCCAGCAGUAUCCGUUGGAAAUGUUGGCCAGCUUGCAAUAGAUCUGAUUAUUUCCACACUGAAUAUGUUUAAGGUUGGUUACUUCUAUACCGAUUGUCUUGUGCCAAUGGUUGGAAACAAUCCGUAUGCAACCACAGAAGAAAACUCAACAGAACUCAGUAUAAAUACUGAGGUAUACUCAUUGCCUUCAAGGAAGCUAGUCGCUCUUCAGUUAAGAUCCAUUUUUAUUAAGUAUAAAUCCAAGUCAUUCUGUGAAAAGCUGCUUUCCUGGGUAAAAAAUAGUAACUGUGCCAGAGUUAUUGUGCUUUCAAGCAGUCACUCGUAUCACCGCAGUGAUCUACAGCUUCGCAGUACUCCCUUUCGCUACCUGCUUACACCUUCCAUGCAAAAAAGUGUUCAGAAUAAAAUAAAGAGCCUUAAUUGGGAAGAAAUGGAAAAAAGCCAGUGCAUUCCCGGAAUAUCAGUGGGAGAAUACUCAAUUAUUUCUUUUGUUUGUUGUAGCUGUUGUAGAGAAAUCCCUAUGGCGGUUCUGCUGAAAUUUGUAUCCGAAGGAGACAAUAUCCCAGAUGCAUUAGGUCUUGUUGAGUAUCUUAAUGAAUGGCUUCAGAUCAUUAAACCAUGUAUGGAUGACUCCACAGUGUCUGCCUUGCCAUGGAAAAUACCAAGUUCUUGGAGACUACUCUUUGGCAGUGGUCUUCCCCCUGCCCUCUUCUGAUCUGUUUUGGUUUUAUACCAUGUGUCUCAGGAUACUUAGCACCAGGACAGCUGUUAAACGUUCUGUACAGAAAUUUGUACUAUCUGAGAAUGUAUUAGGAAACAGGUGUUUAUUUAUCAUAGAAAAUCUCAAAG
Trichechus manatus latirostris (Florida manatee) is the source of this 1110-nucleotide messenger RNA. It is a transcript of the gene PSMG2, whose product is annotated as proteasome assembly chaperone 2. Gene Ontology annotation, biological process: proteasome assembly. The transcript is spliced from 7 exons. Gene Ontology annotation, cellular component: cytosol; nucleus. The record is from RefSeq and is a predicted model, not a curated record. Lineage: Eukaryota; Metazoa; Chordata; Mammalia; Sirenia; Trichechidae. Bases 206 to 976 code for a protein of 256 amino acids.